Messenger RNA from Zonotrichia leucophrys gambelii, 3479 nucleotides. RefSeq names its product TATA-box binding protein associated factor 3 (gene TAF3). Gene Ontology annotation, cellular component: transcription factor TFIID complex. The record is from RefSeq and is a predicted model, not a curated record. Gene Ontology annotation, biological process: positive regulation of transcription by RNA polymerase II. The transcript is spliced from 7 exons. Gene Ontology annotation, molecular function: transcription factor binding; protein heterodimerization activity; p53 binding. The coding region runs from base 67 to 2853 and encodes 928 amino acids. NCBI's taxonomy places the organism in Eukaryota, Metazoa, Chordata, Aves, Passeriformes, Passerellidae.
GGCGGCGGCGAUGGCGGCGGUGGCGGGCGGUGCGUGAGAGCUCCCGCGGCGCCCGGCCCCGGCGGGAUGUGCGAGACCUAUUCCCGCUGGCUGCUGCGGGUGUCGGUGGCGCAGAUCUGCCAGGCCCUCGGCUGGGACUCCGUGCAGGUCUCGGCCUGCGACCUGCUCACCGACGUGCUGCAGCGGUACCUGCAGGGGCUGGGCCGGGGUUGCCACCGCUACUGCGAGCUCUAUGGCCGCACAGAUCCGAUUUUGGAUGACGUAGGCGAUGCCUUCAAGCUUAUGGGGGUUAACCUGCAUGAGCUGGAAGAUUACAUCCACAAUAUUGAACCUGUCACUUUUGCACAUCAAAUCCCUUCGUUCCCUGUCAGCAAGAACAAUGUCCUCCAGUUCCCCCAGCUGGGAAGUAAGGAUGCAGAGGAGAGGAAGGAGUACAUCCCUGAUUACCUGCCACCUAUUGUCUCCUCUCAGGAAGAGGAGGAAGAGGAGCAGGUUCCUACCGAUGGAGGUACAUCUGCAGAGGCCAUGCAGGUCCCACUGGAAGAAGAAGGAGAUAUGGAAGAGGAUGAGGCAAUUAAUGAUGAGAACUACUUGAGCAAGAGACCAUUAGAAAGUCCCGAUCCUGAGGAAUUCCCACCUGUGAAAAGGCCAAAACUGUCUGUUUCCAAAGGGGAUGCCUUGGAUGGAACUGUGGAACAACGUGAGCCUCUUAGCUCAAUAAAUACACAAAAAGUCCCACCAAUGCUUUCUCCAGUUCACGUUCAGGACAGUGCAGACCUUGCCCCCCCUUCUCCGGAACCACCAAUGUUGGCUCCCAUUGCAAAACCCCAAGUGCCCACCCCCAAACCUUUAGAGGCAAAGCCGUUCGUACCCAAAACAAAGUCCAAAACAAGUUCUCCAGGACAAAAGACAAAAUCACCGAAAACUACACCCUCACCCGUGGUAGCUGGGAGUCCCAUUCGUUCACCAAAACCUGGAUCCAAAGAAAAGAAGUCACCGGGUCGCGCCAAGAGCCCAAAAAGUCCCAAAAGCCCAAAGGUUCCUGCUCACGUUCCACAACCACCUGUGAAGCCUGAACCACUGAGUAGACCCCCUCUGGCUGCCUUGAGUGAGAAGAUAGGAAAGGAAAACAUCCAAGUGAAACAGGCACAGACACCACCCGAGCCUGCCCCCAAGCCAAAUCUGGACAACCAGGUGAAGAAAGUGCCGGUCAUGGACAAGACCAUCGAUGAUUCAAUCGAUGCCGUGAUCGCUCGGGCGUGUGCAGAGCGAGAGCCGGACCCCUUCGAGUUCUCCUCUGGCUCUGAAUCAGAAGGGGAAAUUUUUACCAGCCCUAAAAGACUUUCUAUUUCAGAGUCUACAACUCCUAAACCUUCUGUUCCUGCCAAUAAUGCAAAUAAGGCAGGAGCAACUCCAAUACCUGCCUCAGGUGGGACCUCAAGUUCAGACAUUUCAUGGACAAUGGAUGACUCAAUUGAUGAGGUCAUUCGGAAGGCAAACAUGGGGACACCUUCUAAUCCACCUACCAACUUCACUUAUUUCUCCUCUCCUUCUGCUUCACCUCCAACUCCAGAGCCUCUUCUCAAAGUCUAUGAGGAGAAAACCAAGCUGGCUUCAUCAACAGAAGUGAAAAAGAAAUUGAAAAAAGAGCUGAAAACUAAAAUGAAGAAGAAAGAAAAACAAAAGGAAAAAGAUAAAGAGAAGAACAAGGAGAAAAAUAAGGAGAAGGAAAAGAACAAGGAGAAAGAUAAAGACAAGGAAGGAAACAAGGAAGCAAAGUUUCAGUGGAAGGAACUGCUCAAAGAGGAGGAUCCUGAUCCGUAUAAAUUCAAACUAAAGGACUUUGAGGAUGCUGACACAAAAGUAAAGUUGAAAGAUGGCAAUACCAAAAAAGAGAGAGAAAAACAUAAAGAUAAAAAGAAAGAGAAAGAGAAAGGCAAAAAGGACAAGGAUAAAAAAGACAAAGAGAAACUCAAAGAUAAGGGUAAGGAAGAUAAGAUAAAGGUGCCAUCAGCACCUCUUGUGUUACCUCCCAAAGAAAUGUCUAUGCCCUUGUUCAGCACACCAUCUGCCAUGAGGCUUCCCAGCAUGUUACCUUCCUUGUCUCCCAUGCUACCUGAAAAACUAUUUGAGGACAAAGAGAAACCUAAAGAGAAGAAGAAGGACAAAAAAGAGAAGAAGAAAAAGAAAGAAAGGGAGAAGGACAAAGAAAAGGAAAAGAAGGAGAAGGAAAAGGAGAGGAAAGAAAGAGAAAAGAAAGAGAAGGAAAAGGAGAAACACAAACAUGAAAAGAUAAAGGUGGAACCAGUUGUUCCAGCUCCAUCUCCGGUUAUUCCCCGGCUGACUUUAAGAGUGGGCGCAGGCCAAGACAAGAUAGUCAUCAGCAAAGUGGUGUCAGCUCCAGAGGCCAAAGCUUCCACUCCGGCAGCACGGCCCAAAACGCCUCCGCCUGUGCCGUCACCGGUGCCAGCUCCUGUUCAUGUCACCCCUCCUCCAGCUCCAGCUCCUCCUCCUCCACAGGCCACCAUCUCUCCUGUCCUCAUCCCACCACCCUCCCCGGCCGUGUCAGCAGCUGGGGGCUCCAAAGCUCCCGUUCGGAGCGUGGUGACCGAGACCGUCAGUACUUACGUGAUCCGAGACGAGUGGGGUAACCAGAUCUGGAUCUGUCCUGGCUGUAACAAGCCAGAUGAUGGCAGUCCAAUGAUAGGUUGUGAUGACUGCGAUGAUUGGUAUCACUGGCCUUGCGUUGGGCUUACGGCUGCACCCCCAGAAGAGAUGCAGUGGUUCUGCUCCAAGUGUGCCAACAAAAGGAAGGAUAAAAAACACAAGAAGAGGAAGCACAGGGCACACUGAAGGCUUGGCAGGGACUGAAAUCGUGCGGUCACCGCGGCACCUCCCGCCCCGACUCGGCUGCAGGAGGGAUCACCCUGCCAGGGUCGUUUGUGUCCCUGCAGUGAAUCAGGGGCGAGGAGAUGCCCUUGCUCAGGGGCUGUUGGGUUUCACAGACUGUCCGAGCCCAGGGCAUUGGAUUUUGGUACAUUCUGAUGCUGUUUCUUCCCCCUGGCAAGGGGAGUUUGCACAGAGCGCCGUGAAGGCUUCGGUGGUUCCCGGGACCGCUCCGCUCCUGUGGCUCGGCAGCAACGCAGAUGAAUGUUGUAAAUACAGAUAUCUGUCCUAUUCUUUCUCGAUUUGUUAUUAAUCCCUCUGAAACCUUUGCAGUAAGGUGCUGAGAGGAGGAGAAAAUGUAAAUUGCAGUAAGUUGUAAACUGAGACAACCUUCUGGAAUGAUUUCUGUAGUCUGGAUACAGUUCAGCCUCGACUCUUGCUGAGCCAGAUAAUCAUAAUGUGGAAAUAAAAAGUGGCUGGUAAAUAUUUUUGUGAUGAGAAUAUAUGAAGCUUUUUUCCUUGAUUUUUAGUACUAACAUAAAAUAAACAUGUUCAAGCUUUUGUGAUAUAUCUUCUAUUUUUUAAAAAGAAAA